GCCUCCACUCGGGUCCUAGCGCGGCCGCGGCGGCGCCCUCGGCCUGAGGGGAGAUGGCGGCGGCCUGCUGGCGAGUCGCGCUGUACGGAUGCCGACGCUGGCGGGGCUUCAGCACCUCGGCCGCCCUGAGCCGCCGGGCCGCCCCGCUGGGGCCCAUGCCUAACGAGGACAUCGAUGUGAGCGACCUGGAGCGGCUGGAGAAGUACCGGAGCUUCGACCGCUACCGGCGCCGGGCGGAGCAGGAGGCGCGGGCCUCGCACUGGUGGCGGACCUACCGGGAGCAUUUUGUGGAGGAGACAGAUCCCAAAGACAAGAUUGAUAUUGGGCUGCCUCCACCCAAGGUCUGCUGGACCCAACAGCUGCUGGAACGGAAAAGGGUCAUCCGGGAGCUUCGGGCCAAUGCGGAAGAGGAGCGGGCUGCCCGUCUCCGCACAGCCAGCAUCCCACUGGAAGCUGUGCGAGCGGAGUGGGAGAGAACCUGCGGCCCCUACCACCAGCAGCGUCUGGCUGAGUACUACGGCCUCUACAGAGACCUGUUCCACAACGCCACCUUUGUGCCCCGUGUCCCCCUUCACGUGGCUUUUGCUGUGAAUGAGGAGGACCUGAUGCCUGUGUACUAUGGCAACGAGGUGACUCCGACUGAGGCUGCCCAGGCCCCAGAGGUGAACUAUGAAGCAGAAGAGGAUUCCACGUGGACAUUGCUGCUCACUAACUUGGAUGGACACCUGCUGGAGCCAGAUGCCGAGUAUAUCCACUGGCUGGUAACCAAUAUCCCGAGCAAUAGGGUGGCUGAAGGACAGGAGACCUGUCCCUACCUGCCCCCCUUCCCUGCCCGAGGCUCUGGCUUUCACCGCUUCACCUUCUUGCUCUUCAAGCAGGACAAGCCAAUCGACUUCUCCGAGGACACCCGCCCCUCGCCCUGCUACCAGCUGGCCCAGCGGACCUUCCACACUUUCGAUUUCUACAAGAAACACCAGGAAGCCAUGACUCCAGCUGGCCUGGCCUUCUUCCAGUGCCGCUGGGAUGACUCAGUUACACACACCUUCCACCAUCUUCUGGACAUGCGGGAGCCCGUGUUUGAGUUUGUGUGGCCUCCCCCCUACCACCCCAAGCAGAAGCGCUUCCCCCACCGGCAGCCCCUGCGCUACCUGGACCGGUACAGGGACAGUCAUGAACCCACUUACGGCAUCUAUUGAGGGGCCAGAGUGCCCCCACCUCAGAGGGUGGGCUGGGCCGGCAUGAACAGUGAAAACGCAGCUCCUGGGGUCAAGCUGUGGGGUUCUGGGCCCUGCCUGAGGCAGCCCCUCCCCUCAAGCCCAGGGCUUGGAGUACAAGGGACUCUCAGGGGGUCUGGGUAGGGGGUGUGAAUAAAGAUGAUUUCUGCA
Messenger RNA from Lemur catta (Ring-tailed lemur), 1385 nucleotides. RefSeq names its product mitochondrial ribosomal protein L38 (gene MRPL38). Gene Ontology annotation, cellular component: mitochondrial large ribosomal subunit. Lineage: Eukaryota; Metazoa; Chordata; Mammalia; Primates; Lemuridae. The record is from RefSeq and is a predicted model, not a curated record. The transcript is spliced from 9 exons. The coding region runs from base 54 to 1196 and encodes 380 amino acids.